AUUUCUGUGUAUUCAAUGAUAACCUGUGCAAUAUUGAUUACAGGUAGCAAACACGGACGUAACUACUUUUGAUUAUUGCGGAGUAAUUUCACUCGAUUUUGGAAUACCAAUAACAACUCUAACGAUUGCUAACCAGUACGAAAAGGUCUUAAUGCGGCUUCUGUGUGGAUUGGUCGUUUUCAUUAUUCACGUGCCCAAUGAAACGCAUGAAAAUGUCUUGCUUGGAAAAUGGAAUGAGACAUCAAUAGAGUGUUCCUCAAAAUCAGAACUCACAUUUACGUUUAUAAGCAAAACAUCAAAUAGAUCGCGAAAUAUUGCAGAAUGUGACGUAAUGAGCAAAACAUGUUUUAUGCUUGACAAGGCUCUGCGACACACUUACACAAUUUACUACACUGGUCGCGGAGGUAUUUUACAAAUUAUAAAUCCAGAAGAAACACAUGGGACUUAUUUAUGCUUCGAAACGUACAGACCAGAAAUGUUUGCCAGCACGACCAUUAUGUCGCCUUUAUCAUUUGCGGGUGAUAAUUCUGGGAACGAUGCAAUGGUCACUGUGACGGGAAAGUCAAUAGAAUGUUCUUCAAACUCAGAACUCACGUUUAAGUUCUUUAACAGUAAAUUAAAAGUAACUCGAACACUCGCCGAAUGUGACGAAAUGUCAAAAUCAUGUUUAAUGUUUGGGAAAGAUAUUUCCAGCAAAUACAAACUUUCUUACACUGGUCGCGGAGGAAUUUUGCAAAUAACCGUUUUAGACGAUGAAACAACUGGCACAUACAUAUGUUGUGAAACCUACGAUCCCAGCAAUAGUGUACGUACUGAUAUCAUGGCUGACUAUAAGAAUGAAUUUUAUAACACUAUCGAUGUUGUCCGUGAAGUGUUACAGAAUGAAACGGAUAGAUCUUCGGGGAAAUCUAGCACGAACAAUGAAACUAUUUACUCAAUUGCGAUUCCUGUUUGUGUCGUUGUGGUUAUCAUCCUUAUCGGAUUGAUUAUUUAUGUUCCGAUACACAAACGCAGUCAAAGUCAAGCUAACCAGAGGGUUGAAUUUAAUAGAAAAGCAAAAGAGAACGAAACCUUUUUGGUGGAGAGCUCCAUGGAUAUUCGACAUAGCCGAGAAAGGGAAGUACGCGCUACAACAACAAAAGAGACGUAUGAACUAGAGUCGACCACAGUGGAAAUAAGUACUUUUGCUGACAAGGUAAUCGAAGGCGUGAACACUACAUCCAUGUCUAAAGAAGAUGAAAUUAAAAGAGGUAUUGAGUAAAAACAAGGUGACGGGGACGAUCAGUGCUAGCGACAACGCGAAGACGACGGCACUGGUUAUUAGAUGGGAAUGGAUCUUUGAAGGUGGCUGCACCAGCAACUAGUAAUGUUACCACAGAUUUAGCUUGUAGUCUCAGAAGGGCGCAGUUGACAAGAAUAUAACUUGAAAAGCAUAUAUUGUUCAAAAGCUUACCAUAUCGAUGCAUUUUAUGGCUCCAAGUAUCUUAUAGCAUCAACUCACCCGCCGUUAUAGCGCUAUACUAACUAGACACAUUAAGCGAAUAAGGCUUCAAUCCAGGGCUUCUUCGGCGAGGAACUGAUAAUACGACGCUAAACAUUGUUUGAACAAUAUCCAGGAUGUAACUGUACGACUGCGAAUCACGUUUGAACCGUUUUAUGAAUGGAAUAAGUGUAGGAGAUGAGAGUAUACAAUCCUGGUGGGGAUUACUUGGUUAACAUCGAAUGCUCUGGUGGAUUGUUUACGUCAAGGAUCUAAACGACUUAUUAUAAACGUUUUGGAUAUAGCUUAAUGUGUACUCAUUGGAUGCCUGAGAUAUUGUUUUAUGGAUUGGAUCAUAUAAGAACUCAACAUGUAAGUGUAGCAGUGGAACGCUUACAAUAUUCGAACCAAAGCAAAAACUGAUGUCCCGUGCGUAAAACUGGACAUGGAAUAUUGUGUACCUGAAAUGUUUGUUGGAUUUGUAAAUGGGUAAUCAUGUUAAUCAAGAAUAAUUAUGCAGAUAUGCCUUGAAAUUUAUACAUCACCAAAGUACCUUUAUUGUAUUGAUGGUCAAAGGUAAAAAAUGGCCAUAAAUGAGCUUGUUAGGGCCAUGACUAUGUCGUUCAAUGUGAGAUUUUAAAAUCAUUUGGCACAUUUGUUAACCAUCAUUGGACGGUGUGUCGCGCAAAAGAAUUACGUCGAUAUCUCCAAGGUCAAGGUCACACUUUGAGUUCUAAGGUCAAAAAUGGCCAUAAAUGACCUUGUCCGGGCCAUAACUUUGUCAUUCAUAGUGAGAUUUUGAAAUCAUUUGGCACAUUUGUUCACCAUCAUUGGACAGUGUGUUAUGCGAAAGAAUUACGUCAAUAUCUCCAAGGUCAAGGUCACACUUUGAGUUCUAAGGUCAAAAAUGGCCAUAAAUGAGCUUGUCCGGGCCAUAACUAUGUCGUUCAUGGUGAAAUUUUAAAAUCAUCUGGCACAUUUGUUCAAAAUCAUUGGACGGUGUGUCAUGCGAAAGAAUUACGUCGAUAUCCCCAAGGUCAAGGUCACACUUUGAGUUAAAAAGUAAAAAUUGGACAUAAAUGAGCUUGUCUGGGCGAUAACUAUGUCAUUCAUUGUGAGAUUUUAGAUUGACUCUGUACAUUAAUUUUGUUCACAGUCAUUGGACGGCGUGUCAUGUGAAAUAAUUCAAGAGUUCAAAGGUCAAAAUGGCCAUAAAUAAUAAUGGCAUAAUAAUUCUUAAAACUCGCCAUAAAUUAGCUUCUCUUGUUUUGUGAAGACAGCAUGCACAAUAUUCUGUGUCAAUGCAGCAUGUGGGGGUUUACGUCACGUCUGUGACAAAGCUCUAAUUAUACAUAUUUUUUUUAAAACAAUUUUGUGCUUUUUAAAGAUGAUUGAGUAAGAGUAACUUUUGUUACAAUGAAACAUGUGAUGGCAGAAAAUGCUUGAUUAAAUAUUGACAUUGUAAAUCUUCAAGGUUUAUUUGAUUCCUGAACAUUUAAGCUGUUGUAAAUGUUAACCAUAAUUUUACAAAAUAUGAAAUCACUCCAAAUUCAAAAUGUUCCGUUCUUAUUCGCUUACACCAGCUAAUCUUGUAAAUUUAUAUUUAAGACGACGCCUGAACUAAAGAGUUCUGGAGGAACUGCGUAUGUGAAAAAAAACUGAAUGUGCAAGAACCGCAGAAAUAGGAUGACACUGUUGAAACCUUGGGCAUGACAUGGAACCGACGUGUAUUUAGUUAUAAUUUUAUUACAAUCGCACCAAUGUUUUAUAUGAAACACAUUUAAAAAUUAAAAAGUCAUAUCAUUCAACAUGUCUAUUCGUAAUAAAAAAUUAUAAGAAACAUGUAUGUAAACUAAAAACUAAAUUAAUUAAAUCUAAAAGCACCAUUUAACAACAAAAGAUUCGGUUUUGAAACAAAGGAAAAUUUGGGAGUUGAAAGAGGAAAUCAGUUUUACUUUAUAACAUGUUUACAAAGCUUUACAUUUAAAGUUUAACACAGUAUGUUUAAAUUAAGCACAAUUGUAAUGUGUACAGGUAUUAAUGUUAAAUUGUUUGCAUGUGCAUUAUAGUAGCUA
Molecule: messenger RNA, 3555 nt
Organism: Dreissena polymorpha
Lineage: Eukaryota; Metazoa; Mollusca; Bivalvia; Myida; Dreissenidae
Exons: 9
Coding region: 152-1261 (369 amino acids)
Source: RefSeq, a predicted model, not a curated record